AUGGGCGUGUCAGGGCUUCUGCCUCUGCUCAAGUCCAUACAACGGCCCACUGAGCUUAAAAAGUGUAGCGGCGAUAUUCUAGCUGUCGACGCAUAUGUGAACGCGGCCAUGCACCGUGUCCGGAUGCUUAAGCAUUUUGGAGUGACACCCUACAUGGUGUUUGAUGGUGACUAUCUUCCUAGCAAAGCUGCCACCGAAGAUUCACGCAACAAAAAGCGGGAAGAAAAGAAGAAGCUCGCAAACGAACUCAUCAAAGCUGGUAAAAGUUCACAGGCUGCCCAAGAGUUUCAAAAAUGCAUAGACGUCACUCCGGAGAUGGCAUCAACUCUCAUUCAGCGGCUGAAACAAAUGGGUAUCCCUUACGUAGUCGCCCCCUACGAGGCAGACGCGCAGCUCGUAUAUCUGGAACGGCAAGGCCUGGUGAACGGUAUUCUCUCUGACGACUCAGAUUUGCUUGUGUUUGGUGCGAAACGCCUCUUGACAAAGCUGGAUCAAUAUGGCAACUGCAUUGAGAUCAACCGCCGGGAUUUCGGUGCCUGUCGUGAGGUGUCACUCACUGGUUUGUCUGAUGCCGACUUCAGACGAAUGGCCAUCAUGAGUGGUUGUGACUAUCUCAAGGGCCUGCCAGGCGUUGGCCUGAAAACCGCCUACCGUAUGCUGCGAAAGUCAAAAACACCAGAAAGAGCUGUGCGGAUGUUGCAAUUCGAAGGCAAGCAAGUCUCUGAGAACUACUUGACCCAACUUUACCAAGCCGAGUUAACCUUCCUGCAUCAAUGGGUGUUCUGCCCUGAGAAGAAGGAAUUGGUUCAUCUUACACCACUAGAUGGUACUCGAACCGCCGAGGAAAUGCCCUUUAUUGGUGCCCAUGUGGAACCAGAACUCGCGCAGGCCAUUGCCAAAGGUGAUGUCAACCCUAUCACCAAGGCACCCAUCGUCAUCGUGACCACGCCUUCUAAGAGGAGACAUUCUCAAACGACAACUCAAACACACCCCCGGCCGAAGCCAAUCACGUCUUAUUUCAAAGGACAUAGUCGUGUGCCCAUGGGAGAAAUGGAUCCCAACUGCUUCUCUGUCGACCCUCAACGAGUUGCGCAAAUUACCGAAGGAGGGUUGGUCCCACGGGUAUUUCCCUUACCACGCCCAUAUGUCGAUAACCAAAACGAGGCAACUAGAUCCGCCACAUCACCAGCAAGGAGAACGAGCUCGGCUCCAACUCGGACUUCUCCUCGACUCCAACGACGACGAACAGAGCCCAUUUCGAAUAUGCUUGCUCGGGUCGCAAGUAGCCCUGCGUCCACAACGUCAAGGGCUGGUAAUUCUGCUGCUCUCCCGUUGACCACACCAAAAUCAGAGACGCAGAUUAGACCAUCCAAGAAGGCGCGCUUGUGUGAUGACCUGGAUGAUGUUGACGGGUCACCGAAGAAAAGCAAAUUCUUUCCUCUUCCAAAAGCCAGGAGGAGUCCAGCCAGAGCCAAGAGCGAUGCAUAUUUAUUUUCAGAUGACUCCAUAGAGGAGACGCUGCGCGACUUGCCUGACUUUGAAGGAUGGAAACCUUCCAACAAGCGCGAAAAGUCAAUUGUCAUCUUUAAUGAUGAUUCCCAGAUCUCCCGUCAAAGCGACAGUCAAGCCUCGCUGGAAGACAGCCAAAACAUCAGCCAGGGAACUGACCUCACAGUUCCGUCUCAAGCACAGGACAACGCGGAAGAUCCUGUCGCUGCCAUGAUGCCUCCACCCAAGACUAUCAAGCAAAAGACGCAGCCGCUUACAACUCCGUCCCGGCCGAACCUCAGCCGUUUCUCGUAUGCAUCCGGCUCGUCAGCUACACCUGCAUCAUCCAUGUCAUACCAAUCAUCAGUCUUCAGCAUGGCGUCUACCCCUUCUACCGCUCCAUCAACUGCCGCAUCUCGGCUGACGCCGCUGCAAAGACUCGGUGCCUGCGCCACCAAUCCAAUGGCAUCCCCUAAGCCUACGAAACCAAGGGCCAAUAACAGGGCAAAGGACAACAUCAAGGAUUUACCUGUUAAUCCAUCAUUUGUUCCUCUGCCCAAGGUCGACGUCACGGAAGUUGAGGCUUUGAACAGACCCUGUGGAAGUGAAGAUCAAAUCAUCCCCGAUAGCGACGGGGAGAAUGAAGAUGAAAUUGAGCUGCCCCCGAGAAAGUUGAAUUUGUCUCGUUUUGCAUUCUCCUGA
Molecule: messenger RNA, 2190 nt
Organism: Pochonia chlamydosporia 170
Lineage: Eukaryota; Fungi; Ascomycota; Sordariomycetes; Hypocreales; Clavicipitaceae
Product: EXO1 protein
Exons: 3
Coding region: 1-2190 (729 amino acids)
Biological process (GO): mismatch repair; DNA recombination; DNA double-strand break processing
Cellular component (GO): nucleus
Molecular function (GO): 5'-3' DNA exonuclease activity; metal ion binding; 5'-flap endonuclease activity
Source: RefSeq, a predicted model, not a curated record